Messenger RNA from Arachis duranensis, 2041 nucleotides. Its product is annotated as auxin response factor 17. NCBI's taxonomy places the organism in Eukaryota, Viridiplantae, Streptophyta, Magnoliopsida, Fabales, Fabaceae. The record is from RefSeq and is a predicted model, not a curated record. Gene Ontology annotation, cellular component: nucleus. Gene Ontology annotation, molecular function: DNA binding. Gene Ontology annotation, biological process: response to hormone; regulation of DNA-templated transcription. The transcript has 3 exons. The coding region runs from base 150 to 1790 and encodes 546 amino acids.
CACUUCCUUUUAUAAACCCUAAUCAAACAAACCUCCCGCAUUUCACUUUCUGUAUCUGACCAUUUCUAAUUCUGUCUCUCUCUAACACCCGCCCACACACACUCACUCACUCACUCUGUCACUCACUUACCCUUUCCCUCUCUUCUGCGAUGCGUCCGUCGCAGCCCCGCCGCCUUCCACCCAAGGCCGCCUCUCUCGACCCCAAAAUCUGGCGUGCAUGCGCCGGAGCAUCCGUUCACAUCCCCGCCGUGCAUUCUAGGGUUUACUACUUUCCGCAGGGCCAUCUUGAACAAGCCUUCCCCCCUUCCCUUCACAACAACCACCACAACCAUCACCUGAACCCUCUCAUUCGCACACUCCCGUUCGUCCUUUGCCGCGUCUCUUCCGUUCAAUUCCUCGCCGAUCCCCUCUCCGACGAGGUAUUCGCUAAGCUCCUGCUAAGUCCCAUAGCCGCCGACGAUCGUUCCUCCUCAACCAGCGAGGAUCGACUCGACUUCAACGCCGACCCGCCGGUACAGGUUCUCUCCGUCACCGACGUUCACGGCGCCACCUGGGACUUUCGUCACAUUUACCGUGGAACCCCCCGGCGGCACCUCCUGACAACCGGUUGGAGCAAGUUCGUGAACCACAAGAAGCUCGUCGCCGGUGACUCCGUCGUGUUUUUGAAAAACUCCCAGGGCUCCUUGUUCGUCGGCAUUAGGCGUACCUUGCGAUUCUCUGCCGUGCUGAAGGAGGAUCGAGACCCGUGGCUGGAGGAAGAGGAGGAAGAGGAUAACAGCAGUGAUCCUCCGGUGUUUACGAGGGACGGGAGGGGGAAGGUGACGUUGAAGGCGGUUGCAGAGGCUGCGGAAUUGGCGGCGAGGACCAUGCCGUUCGAGGUAGUAUAUUAUCCAAGGGCUGGGUGGUCGGAUUUCGUGGUGAAGGCUGAGGCUGUUGAGGCAGCAAUGAAGGCGGGUUGGUGUCCUGGAAUGAGAGUGAAAAUGGCUGUGGAGACUGAGGAUGCUUCUAGAAUGACCUGGUUUCAGGGGACGGUGUCUUCAGCCUCGGUUCCUGAUAAUGGGCCUUGGAGGGGUUCUCCUUGGCGUAUGCUUCAGGUUACAUGGGACGAACCUGAGGUCCUGCAGAAUGCAAAGCGAAUCAGUCCGUGGCAGGUGGAACUUAUUUCCACCACACCUACACUGCAUACAGUGUUUCCCCCCACAAAAAAGUUUAGAGCUGGGGCAUUAAGUGAUUUAGAAGGAGACCCUUACUUCCCUAUAGCAGGGUUCACUAACUCAACAAUGGAACACCUGAGUCAAACAUUGUUGGGUUAUAAUACUUUUCCUGCUGGCAUGCAGGGAGCCAGGCAUGAUCUAUUUUCUCCAUCAAGUUUUUCCAACUUUUUAAAUGAUAACUCUCAUCUGCAUAUGGGUAGCAGUUUCUUUGGGAAGACUACAGAGCCUAUGUUAAGUACUGUGUCAACAGAGUUAAACAUUGGCAACUGCCAAUCUGGCGAUCUGUCACCAGAUAGCCCAAGUAGUUUGCGUUCAUUUGGCCCAGAGUUUACUGGGACCAACAAUAGCAACGUCCCGAAAAUUGGUUCUGGUUCAUUUCUGCUGUUUGGUAAGAUCAUAAAACCUGUUGAGGUUGAGUUGCAUGAUGCUGGUUGCAUUGCAGAUGAUGGCUGUAAGAGCAGCACUGAAACUGAAUGCAUUGACAAGCCAGUGGGUCAUUCUUUGACUUACUCAACAUUGCUCAGGCUUGAUGUAGAAAGCCAACAACCCUCACAAGUUGAGGCAUGUUAUCUGUGAAGUUGUGAUGGAGAUAUGUAGCUGUACAGGUAAUUAAAGUGUACGCAGGCAGAAGGAGAGAGAGAGAGGCUGUGAAUCUGUGAUUACUCUGUUGACCUAUUAGUGGUAAACUUGUAAUGUAUAUGUUUGCCGUUGAUGCUUUGUUUGUUUUCUUCCAACUUGAAAGAUUGAAACAAACUAGCUGAUACUCGGUUUGUUUGUGACGUGAUAUUUGACGAACUGUGAAAUGCUUCCACUGGUUUUCUGUCGUA